AAAGCGAGCGCGAGGACGUGGACGCUGCAGCAGCAGACUCAGACUGAGGAUGAAGGGAACAACUUUUCUGCUGGUGUUUGGAGUCGUCCUGAGCUUCUGUCAGGCUCAGGUGGACACUGAGGGGGAGGAGACCGUAGGAGAUGAGGAACAUGUGGAGCUCUUCACCACACCGACGACUAAAAUGGGUGCCGCCACCUCAGACUUUGGCUACAACCUGUUUCGUGCUCUGGCGAGCCGCGAAGCCGCCACCAACAUCUUCUUGGCUCCCAUCAGUGUGUCGGCGGCACUGACGCAGCUGUCCAUGGGAGGCUCAGUGGUCGCUGAGCGUCAGCUGUUCAGGGCUCUGAGGUAUCACACGCUGCAGGACCCUCAGCUCCACACCACCCUGAAAGACCUGCUCGCCUCUGUCAAGACCACGGGGAAAGGCCUGAGCAUCGCCGCGCGGCUCUACCUGACACGACGUCUCCGUGUGAAGCAGGAGUUCUUUGAGCUUGUGGAGCAGCAGUACGGCGUUCGUCCUAAAGUUGUACAAGCAUUAUUCAAAGAUGUGAAGGACAUCAACGACUGGGUGUUUCAGGAGACGGGAGGGAAGGUGCAGCGCUUCAUGACCAAAGCUUUCCCACGAACCUCUAAUGUGAACAUUGUGAGCGCUGCCCACUUUAAAGGGAAGUGGGCGACUCGCUUCAGUAACAGCGGGAUGAUGGAGAACUUCCAGGUGGACGGCGGGACACCUGUCCUUGUUCCCAUGAUGCAGCAGGAUAACUACCCUGUGAAGAUGGGAGUGGACUCUGACCUGAGCUGCACUAUCGCUCAGAUCCAGAUGCAGGAUGAAGUCAGCAUGUUCGUCUUCCUUCCAGACGACGUGACGUCCAACACGACGCUGCUGGAGGAAAGUCUGUCUGCCGAGUUUGUCCAGGACCUCUCCAUGACACUCCUCCCUGCGCAGGUGACCCUCACUCUGCCCACGCUGAGGUUCAGCUAUGCCACGGACCUGCAAGCCCUGCUCACCGACCUGGGUCUCUCUGAAUGGCUCGAAAACCCGGCACUGGAGAAAAUCACGGAUCAGCCCACCAAGCUCUCCAGUGUCAAUCACAAGGUUGUCAUGGAGACAGCACCCGAGGGCAACGUUUACCCCAGCGCCACCUUGACACCCAGUCACCUGACGUACCGGGUUGACCGUCCGUUCCUCUACCUGAUCCGUGAUGACACGUCGGGGGCGCUGCUCUUCAUCGGCAGAGUGGUGAACCCCAAGGACCUGAGGAUAUAACACACACACACACACACUCAAUCAACACAGGUAACCCACUACCUUUGCUGUAGCAUCAAGAUGCAAAAUUUGCAUUCGCUUGAAUAAUCGUAUCAUAAAAUAUCAAAUAUUAUCGAUUUUGCACGAUGUCACAUCACAAGAUCUAAUCAGAAUAGCCCUCCUUUUUAACAAUCCUGAUUGUUUCCUGUGUCACGCCGCCACCAGCCCAUCUGAAUUUCAAAUACAUUAUUUUAUUUCCAUGAAGCAUGCCGUAGUUACUCAAAUGAUUUUGAUGAAACAUUGCAGUCUCCAGCAGAUCCCAGUGUUCAAAUCUCACAAAAACAACCCCCGGAAAAAAAUCUCUUGUAAAAACAGACCCGGAAAUUUUUUUCUGUAAAGACAGACAUGGAAAAAAAAUUCGUAAAAAAAACCUCUUUCUCGGUGAAUGCAGUUUGCUUCCACACUAUUAACCAUAACCAGUUAAUGACUAACCCUAACCUUAACCACAAUUCAAAUCUCAAACUCAACGUUUAACCAGUUCCUCAGAAAUGAGGUUCUGCCUCAUUAGGACCAGGUUUUGGUCUCCAUGAGGACUACUGGUCCUGGCAAGGUCAGUGUUUAUAACCGAGAAAAGUCCAAAAGAGCUAAUAAAUACUCACACACACACACACAGUCUCUUUUAGCGGGUCCUAGGAGGCGGAUCGCAGGUAUUUAGUGAUGUUUGACUUUGAUUUGAUUUGACAUGAUUUCUUUACUUUUCACGUUGAAACACGUUGUCAGAUCAUGUUACAACUCAAACACACUGGGGUUUUCAGAACACAUCAAAUAUGUUUAAAUAAUUGUGUUCAAAAGUAAUAAACAUGAAAGUGAAAAGAA
Molecule: messenger RNA, 2122 nt
Organism: Solea senegalensis (Senegalese sole)
Lineage: Eukaryota; Metazoa; Chordata; Actinopteri; Pleuronectiformes; Soleidae
Gene: serpinf1
Product: serpin peptidase inhibitor, clade F (alpha-2 antiplasmin, pigment epithelium derived factor), member 1
Exons: 8
Coding region: 50-1267 (405 amino acids)
Biological process (GO): negative regulation of endopeptidase activity; negative regulation of angiogenesis
Molecular function (GO): serine-type endopeptidase inhibitor activity
Source: RefSeq, a predicted model, not a curated record